Nematolebias whitei (Rio pearlfish) is the source of this 2231-nucleotide messenger RNA. RefSeq names its product interferon regulatory factor 2 binding protein 2a (gene irf2bp2a). The record is from RefSeq and is a predicted model, not a curated record. Gene Ontology annotation, molecular function: transcription corepressor activity. Gene Ontology annotation, cellular component: nucleus. Gene Ontology annotation, biological process: regulation of transcription by RNA polymerase II. Bases 285 to 1811 code for a protein of 508 amino acids. The transcript has 2 exons. NCBI's taxonomy places the organism in Eukaryota, Metazoa, Chordata, Actinopteri, Cyprinodontiformes, Rivulidae.
CUGCUCCACAUCGAGCCAGUAGUAGAGUCGUCGUCGGCGGAGCUAGAGAGAGGAGCGCCGGAGUAAAGUACACACCGACAUGAACUUCUCCCUCUAACUUCAGCCUCCAGAAACCCGGGAGAGGACCUCUUUCCUUCGCCGCCUUUCUUUCCGACGGAGCGUGGUGUUUGUUUUUUUGGUUUCAUUCACGGAAAAUAACCCACCCCCGGAGAGGAAGACAUUUUGGGGUUGUUGUUUUUUUUUUUUUUUUUCCCUCCCGUUUCGAACGGUCGACGACGAGCGAGAUGUCGUCCGCGGCGGUCGCUGCUUCUUCCAGGAGGCAGUCGUGUUAUUUGUGCGACCUGCCCCGCAUGCCCUGGGCCAUGAUUUGGGAUUUUACCGAGCCCGUCUGCAGGGGAUGUGUCAACUACGAAGGAGCGGACCGCAUCGAGUUCGUCAUCGAGACGGCCCGGCAGCUCAAGCGGGCUCACGGCUUCCAGGAGGGGCGCUCUCCCGGGCCGGGGAAGGCGGCGCAGCAGCUCUCCGGGAAGGACAUCCACGCCGCGGCGGGCGACCCGGGCUCCCGGCCGCCGCAGCCGCUGGACCGCUACCCGCUGUCCUCCGACCGCCCGCCCAGGCUGGGUCCAGAGUACCAGUCUAGCAGGCAGGCGAACGGUAUCCCGGUCCCGAACGGAUUUCCUAAACCCGAUGAGCCGCCAGAGCUGAACCGUCAGAGCCCGAACCCGCGCAGGAAUAUCUCGGGCCCCAACCUCAUGCCUUUGGUGGUUAACGGGAACUUGCCGGUGCACGUGAACGGGAGACCGGGCCAGAUCAUGGGGCUCCCCUCCGGCAGUCCCGCCGACCUGGGCAAGAGACCCGCCUCGGUGUCCAGCACCGAGCACGACAGGGAGGCGAAGGAGAAGCACAGACCGGACAGCCUGACCCCGGAGAUCCCGGAGAGCCACAAGAACCGGGCGGAGCAGGAGUGGAGCAAAGGCAAGACGGUGCGGGACCUGAUGGCGCUGCACACGUUCGACAGCAGGUUCAAGAAGGACCAUGCGGCCAUGCAGCAACGGGUCAUGGGCUACGAGAGCAGCGCCACGGCUUCCAAGUCAGACCGAGGAAAACACCCCCGCAUGAAGAGAAAAGCCUCGCCUGAACCCGAGGGAGAGGGCACCGCCGCCAAGCUCAACGGGGAGGGACAGCAGUGGUUACCGCCACCCAACGAAGGACUCAAAAUGCCUCCGGUGCCCCCGCCGAGCUUCGCCUCCCCCCCUUCCACAAUAUCCCCCCACCCACGCACCACCCCGCCUGAGGCAGCCCAGAACGGCCAGUCCCCCAUGGCGGCGCUCAUCAUGGCGGCGGACAACGCAGGUGGAAACAGCUCCCCCAAGGACGGCAACCAGGUGCACUCCACCACCCGGAGGAACAGCAGCAGCCCGCUGUCGCCGUCCUCCAUGAACCAGAGGCGGCUGGCGCAGAGGGAGGCGUCCGGCGCAGGCACCCCGCAGGUGCAGGGCAUGGACCAGGUGCACCCCCCCAGCAUUCCGGACUCCUCGGUGCCGGGCAGCAUACCUCUGUGCUGCACGCUGUGCCACGAGCGUUUGGAGGACACGCACUUUGUUCAGUGCCCGUCCGUGCCCUCUCACAAGUUCUGCUUCCCGUGCUCGAGGGAAAGCAUAAAGCAGCAAGGCGCCACGGGCGAGGUGUACUGUCCGAGCGGAGAGAAGUGCCCCCUGGUCGGCUCGAACGUACCGUGGGCCUUCAUGCAGGGGGAGAUCGCCACCAUCCUCGCAGGAGACGUCAAAGUAAAAAAGGAGAGGGAUCCUUGAUUUUGUCUGAACACUUCCUCGGGGAGGGGAGUCCCAAAAAAAAACAAGUAUAAAUAUAUAAAUAUCACAUACAUACCAUUCAAAACAAACUAACAGACUUGUACAUAUUGGACCCAAGGGAAGAGUAUACUUCGUAAACAUGGUUGUAUAAUUUUUGAUUUUUGAAUACAUUGUGUUUCUAUAUUUUUGAAGAUAAAGGUAUGUACUCAUCAUAACGAACGACGUUCCCCUUUGUUGAUGUUUAACAAAAAAUCUCGAUGUACUUCUAGGUCUGGUGGCAGUUCCUGUUUAACGUAGAAUGUGACUAAUGCUACUCUACGAGCACUUGGCAAAACUAAAAAUGCUUUUAGCUGUACUUGUAUGCACUUGUUUAAAAAAAAAAAAAAAAAUUGCCAAAUACAAUUUCUGAUCUUGUAUGAA